This is a messenger RNA of Arachis ipaensis, 2582 nucleotides long. Its product is annotated as phospholipase D alpha 1-like. Gene Ontology annotation, cellular component: plasma membrane. Gene Ontology annotation, biological process: phospholipid catabolic process. The record is from RefSeq and is a predicted model, not a curated record. Lineage: Eukaryota; Viridiplantae; Streptophyta; Magnoliopsida; Fabales; Fabaceae. Gene Ontology annotation, molecular function: D-type glycerophospholipase activity.
UUGGCUUCCUUUUCAUUAAUUAUAUAUACAUUGCGCUACUGUCCUUCAGAUUGCUCAAAAAAACACGGGGAAACAUGUAACUGGAUACCAUGUGGCUAUUUUUGUGGGGCAAACCAAAUGUGUAAGCAAAAAUAUAGAACAACCCAACAAUUCUAGUUGGGAAGUGCGCUUGGAUUUUGUAUGUUGCCUUAAAGCAUCAAAAAUGGUAUUCGUCCUGCACUGUGACGACAACUAUGCAAAACCUACUGGUCAGCUACCAAUUGAUGCCUUUGCACAAGCAUGGGUACUUGCUGGGGAUAUCUCGGAAAAGUGUCCUAUAGACAGAAGGCUCGAACUAGUGGAUGAGAAUGAGAAGCCAUUGAAUGCAUCAAUCCACCUGAGGCUGCAGUUUUCUAAAGCUAAAAAAUGGCUAGGGCUUCCCACCAGAUGCUUUCCACAGAGAAUUGGAUGUGAGGUAACUCUUUUCCAAGAUGCUCAUACCCGGGAUGAAUUUGUCCAGAGAAAAGCCGAUGCCGGACUUGGGAAAUACGAGUCCCACGGAUGCUGGGAGGAUAUGUUUGAUAAAAUCAAUGGAGCAAAACACUUCAUAUACAUUACAGCCUGGUCUCUUGACACUAAGAUAACCCUCAUAAGGGAUCCAAGGAUGAAUCCUGGAAGUGUCCAAACACUUGGUGAGCUGCUCAAGAAAAAAGAGAAAGAUGGUGUAAGAGUUGUACUACUUCUUUGGAACGAUGUAACAGCUGUUCGGUUAUUUAAAAAUGAAGGACUCAUGGGUACUUGUGACAAAGAAACGGAACGGUAUUUCAAAGGCACUGGUGUGGAGUGUGUUCUACGUACUCAUGAGAAAUGGAUGUGUUCUCAUCACGAGAAAGUGGUGAUUGUGGACGCUCCAUUGACCAAUAAUGCGAAGAGAAGAUUAGUGAGUUUUAUCGGGGGUUUAGAUCUCUGCAAAGGAAGAUUCGACACUCCAUCACAUCCACUUUUUAGCAGUUUGGGCCCGGACGGUGAGCACAGCAGGGAUUUUCAUCAACCCAACUUUGAAGGUACUGCAAUCACAAAAGGAGGCCCUAGAGAACCGUGGCAUGACGCGCACUGUCGCCUUGAAGGGCCUGUUGCAUGGGAUGUUUAUAAAAACUUUGUGGAGAGCAUCAGGAAGGAAGGUAAAGAGGACAUACUUGUUCCAGAUAAACAGGUUGAAGAUGUCAUGGGUGACCGUGGCAUUGUGGAGAGCUGCAAGAAGGAAGGAAAAGAGGGCAUACUUGUUCCACAGAAACAGGUUAAAGAUGUCAUAAGUGACCAACAAAUAAUUGAGCCUAAUCAUGAGACGUGGAAUGCUCAGUUGUUUAGAGAAGCUGCUGAAACAAAAAAAGGUUUUCGAGGGAAGAAUAAGAAGACAGAUCGGAGCAUUCACGAUGCGUAUAUAUAUGCUAUUAGAGCUGCCGAGCGCUUCAUCUAUAUUGAGAACCAGUAUUUUAUAGGAAAUAGUUCUGAAAAAAAUGAUGCUUCACAUCAAAUUGCAACGGAGCUUACACUUAAAAUUGUUAGUAAGAUUAAAGCCAAGGAAAGGUUCGCUGUGUAUGUUGUCAUUCCCAUGUGGCCUGAGGGUAUCCCAGAAUGUUCCUUUGUUCGGAAAAUGUUAGAUUUGCAGAAAGGAACAAUAGAAAAGAUGUACAGGGACAUUAAUCAAGCAAUCAAGGAAGCGGGAAUUGAUGAAGAACCUCAAAAUUAUUUGGCAUUCUUCUGCCUUGGAAAUCGAGAGGUGAAGAAGCAAGGAGAGUAUGAACCUCCAGACAAGCCAUCCAAAGGUUCCAGUUACCAGAAAGCCCAAGAGGCCAGGCGCUUCAUGAUUUAUGUACAUUCUAAGCUAAUGAUAGUUGAUGAUGAAUACAUAAUCAUUGGAUCGGCCAACAUCAACCAGAGAUCCAUGGAUGGUGGUAGAGACACUGAGAUUGGCAUGGGAGCUUACCAACCCUACUAUUUGGCUAGCGGGCCAAACGGUGCAACGGGCCAGGUGCAUGAUUUCCGCAGGUCCUUGUGGUUGGAGCAUCUUGGCAAACAUGAAAACACCUUCCUCAACCCUGAGAGUAAAGCAUGUAUUGAGAAGGUGAACCAGUUUGCUGAGGAGAAUUGGAAAUCAUAUUCCGAUAUAUCUAGCGUUGACCUUCAUGGCCACCUUCUUCGCUAUCCUUAUCACAUUUCUGACGAUGGAACCAUCACAGAGCUUCCUGGAUUUGAGUUCUUUCCGGACACUAAUGCUGAGAUUCUAGGAAAGGAUGACAUAUACACGAGGCUUCCAUUUAUUCGGGAUCUUCUUCUAGGUUGAGGUAUUCCUUCGUUGCUUUAUUUAUGGUGGCAUCCUGAUACAUUUUGAUUUCUUUUUGCUUCAGACUAAUACUUGUCUUUAAUUUAGUUGCAUGUUGAGAGUUAACUAUCUCAUGACAUUUGAUGUUUUCGGGAGGUUCUUUGAACUUCACAUGCACCUACCACCGGGUAUCUUUUCUUAAUAAUCUAAGCUUUCUUUUGUGUGUUUCGUUUAGGAUCGGCAAAUUUGAAUUCAAUUAAGGAAAAGUAUAGGUAAACAA